CCCGCCCGGGCCGCAGCGGGAGCCGCCGGGGCGCUGGCCGGGCAGGGACGCGCUCGUAUCCCGCGACAGCGCUCGGCUUCCUCCCCCCGAGGAGGAGGAGGAGGGAGCGGUGGGAGGAGGAGGAGGAAGGCCCGGGGCCUGACAAAACGCUUUGGCUCUUCCAGGGAAGAGAGAGGGAAGGCGGGCAGCCCAGGAGAGACGGAGCCGAGGAGGGUAUGUCGGGGCUGCUGUGCCGCCCGCUCGCUGCCCACCAUGGUGAAGCUGGACAUCCACACGCUGGCCCAUCACCUGAAGCAGGAGCGGCUGUACGUGACCUCGGAGAAGCAGCUGAUCCAGCGGCUCAACGCGGACGUGCUGAAGACGGCGGAGCGGCUCUACCGCACGGCCUGGAUCUCCAAACAGCAGCGCAUCAACCUCGACAGGCUCAUCAUAACCAGUGCUGAAGCUUCUCCUGCUGAAUGUUGCCAGCACGCAAAAAUCUUGGAGGACACACAGUUUGUGGAUGGAUACAAGCAGUUGGGAUUUCAGGAGACUGCUUAUGGAGAAUUCCUAAACAGACUGAGAGAGAACCCCAGGCUUAUUGCAUCCUGCCUGGUUGCUGGAGAGAAGCUCAACCAGGACAACACCCAGAGUGUCAUUCACACAGUCUUUACCUCCAUUUAUGGCAACUGCAUCAUGCAGGAGGAUGAGAGUUACCUCCUGCAGGUCCUCCGUUACCUGAUCGAGUUUGAGCUCAAGGAAAGCGACAACCCCAGGCGGCUGCUGAGACGAGGCACCUGUGCCUUCAGCAUCUUGUUCAAGCUUUUCUCUGAAGGACUCUUUUCUGCAAAACUUUUUCUUACUGCAACCUUACAUGAGCCAAUCAUGCAGCUUCUGGUUGAAGAUGAAGACCACCUGGAAACCGAUGCAAACAAGUUAAUUGAGAGAUUCUCCCCAGUACAGCAGGAAAAGUUAUUUGGAGAGAAAGGCACAGAAAAGUUCAAGCAGAGAGUCCAGGAGAUGGUUGACUCCAACGAGGCCAAGCUGGUGACCUUGGUUAACAAAUUCAUUGGCUAUCUCAAACAAAACACUUACUGUUUUCCUCACAGCUUGAGGUGGAUUGUAUCACAGAUGUACAAAACGCUGUCGUGUGUGGACAGGCUGGAGGUUGGGGAGGUCAGAGCCAUGUGCACAGAUCUCCUUCUGGCCUGUUUCAUCUGCCCUGCCAUCGUCAACCCGGAGCAGUACGGGAUCAUUUCUGAUGCUCCUAUAAAUGAGGUGGCAAGAUUUAAUCUGAUGCAGGUUGGGAGACUUCUGCAGCAGCUGGCAAUGACAGGCUCUGAGGAGGGAGAUCCACGUACGAAGAGCAACCUCGCUAAGUUCGACAAAAGCUGUGUUGCUGCUUUCCUGGACGUGGUGAUCGACGGGCGCGCAGUCGAGACUCCCCCGAUGUCGGCCGUGAACCUGCUGGAGGGGCUGAGCCGCACCGUGGUGUACAUGACCUACAGCCAGCUCACUGCCCUGGUUGGCUUCAUGCGGAACGUCAUGUCAAGCGAUCAGCUUAAGGAAGAUCGGAUGGCUUUGGAAAACUUGCUGGCAAAUUUACCCCAGAACAAGCCAGGGAAAAGCAGCAGCCUUGAAAUGACUCCGUAUAACACCCCCCAGCUUUCUCCUGCAACUACUCCAGCUAACAAAAAAAAUCGGCUGCCCAUAGGACAGCAGUUGGCAGCGAUCACUGCCUGGGAUACCUCUGCUACCAAUCUCUCAGCUCACAUAACUCUAGUAACCCCUUUUGCCACUCGAAGCAGAAGUAGAUCAGACAUGCUAAUGGACCAGCAUGGAGACCAUGAAGGAUCCUCCCAGGAGACUAUUCCAGAAGUUCAGCCAGAAGAAGUGCUGGUGAUUUCUUUGGGGACAGGUCCACAGAUUACUCCAGGAAUGAUGUCGGAAAAUGAGGUGUUAAAUAUGCAGCUUGCAGAUGGCGGGCAGGGAGAUGUCCCCAUCGACGAGAACAAACUCCAUGGUAAACCUGAUAAAACCUUGCGCUUUUCCCUCUGCAGUGAUAAUCUGGAAGGAAUAUCUGAAGGCCCUUCCAAUCGCUCCAACUCUGUGUCAUCUCUGGAUCUGGAAGGGGAGUCGGUGUCGGAGCUCGGCGCGGGCCCCUCCGGGAGCAACGGCGUUGAGGCUCUGCAGCUGCUGGAGCACGAGCAAGCCACCACUCAGGAUAAUCUGGAUGACAAGCUCCGUAAGUUUGAAAUCCGUGACAUGAUGGGUUUGACUGAUGACAGAGAUAUAUCAGAAACUGUGAGCGAAACCUGGAGUACAGAUGUCUUGGGAAGCGACUUCGACCCCAACAUCGACGAGGACCGGCUGCAGGAAAUCGCAGGUGCAGCUGCAGAGAACAUGCUAGGCAGCUUGCUGUGUUUGCCAGGUUCAGGAUCCGUGUUGCUUGAUCCCUGCACAGGUUCAACCAUAUCAGAAACCACAAGUGAGGCGUGGAGUGUGGAAGUAUUACCAAGUGAUUCAGAGGCUCCAGACUUAAAACAGGAGGAAAGACUCCAAGAACUGGAGAGCUGCUCUGGGCUGGGUAGCACGUCUGAUGACACAGAUGUGAGGGAGGUCAGCUCUCGGCCCAGCACUCCCGGCCUGAGUGUUGUAUCAGGUAUUAGUGCAACAUCUGAAGAUAUUCCUAACAAGAUUGAGGAUCUCAGGUCUGAAUGUAGCUCUGACUUUGGGGGAAAAGAUUCUGUAACAAGUCCCGACAUGGAUGAAACAGCCCAUGGAGCCAGUCAGCUGACAUCUCCCCCUUCUCAGACAGAUUCUUUGCUUGCAUUGUUUGACCCUCUGUCCUCAAAUGAGGGUGUGUCAGCUGUAGUAAGGCCUAAAGUGCACUAUGCAAGACCCUCUCAUCCACCUCCAGAUCCACCCAUCUUGGAAGGAGCCGUGGGAGGUAACGAGGCCCGACUGCCAAACUUUGGGUCUCAUGCUUUAAUUCCAACUGACCUGGAAGCCUUCAAGCAGAGACAUUCGUACCCGGAGAGGCUGGUCCGCAGCAGGAGUUCAGACAUCGUGUCCUCAGUGCGGAGGCCUAUGAGUGAUCCUGGGUGGAACAGACGUCCUGGGAAUGAGGAGAGGGAGCUGCCCAUGGCCUCCAGCAGUGCCGGGGCAGCGGUGCUGGCGGCCGCCUCUCAGUCCUCAUCAUCAUCUCCCAGCAAGGACUCCUCCAGGGGAGAGAUUGAGGAACGGAAAGACAGUGAUGAUGAGAAGUCUGACAGGAACAAGCCCUGGUGGAGAAAACGUUUUGUGUCUGCCAUGCCCAAAGCUCCAAUUCCAUUUAGGAAGAAAGAAAAACAAGAAAAAGACAAAGAUGACAUGGUGCCUGACAGAUACGCAACACUUCAAGAUGAUCCCAGCCCAAGGCUCAGUGCACAGGCACAAGCUGCUGAGGACAUUCUGGACAAAUACAGGAAUGCAAUCAAGAGAACAAGUCCUAGUGAAGGAGCCAUAGUGAACUACGACAGUGCAGAGGCAAUUGGGGAUGGUGAGAGCAUGCAUGACUCCCCACGGGAUGAGGCUUUGCAGAACAUGUCUGCAGAUGACCUCCCAGACUCUGCAAGUCAAGUAGCACAGCCACAAAGUUCUGCUUUCUCCUAUAGGGAUGCAAAGAAGAAAUUGAGAUUGGCUCUUUGUUCAGCAGAUUCUGUUGCCCUCCCGAUGCUGACACAUUCAACAAGGAAUGGUCUCCCAGACCACACAGACCCCGAAGAUAAUGAAAUUGUGUGCUUCUUGAAAGUUCAGCUGGCUGAAGCCAUCAACCUGCAGGACAAGAACCUGAUGGCGCAGCUGCAGGAGACGAUGCGCUGCGUGAGCCGCUUCGACAACCGGACCUGCCGGAAGCUGCUGGCGUCCAUUGCAGAGGACUACAGGAAAAGAGCUCCAUAUAUCGCGUAUUUAACUCGCUGUCGCCAAGGUCUGCAGACGACACAGGCGCACCUGGAGAGGCUGUUACAGAGAGUCCUGCGAGAUAAAGAAGUGGCCAACAGAUACUUCACUACAGUGUGUGUGAGGUUACUGCUGGAGAGCAAGGAAAAGAAAAUAAGGGAGUUCAUUCAAGAUUUCCAGAAACUCACAGCAGCAGACGAUAAAACAGCCCAAGUAGAGGACUUUCUCCAGUUCCUGUACGGGGCUAUGGCUCAGGAUGCCAUAUGGCAGAACGCCAGCGAGGAGCAGCUCCAGGAUGCACAAUUAGCCAUAGAGCGCAGUGUGAUGAAUCGCAUUUUCAAACUCGCCUUCUACCCUAAUCAGGAUGGAGAUAUUUUGCGUGACCAGGUCCUUCACGAGCACAUACAGAGGUUAUCCAAAGUAGUGACUGCAAACCACAAGGCACUUCAGAUACCUGAGGUGUAUCUCCGGGAGGCACCAUGGCCAUCGGCGCAGUCCGAGAUCCGCACAAUAAGCGCCUACAAAACCCCCCGGGACAAGGUGCAGUGUAUCCUGAGGAUGUGCUCCACCAUCAUGAACCUGCUCAGUCUGGCCAACGAGGAUUCGGUACCUGGGGCAGAUGAUUUUGUUCCUGUUCUGGUCUUUGUCCUCAUAAAGGCAAACCCCCCUUGCCUGCUGUCCACUGUGCAGUACAUCAGCAGUUUCUAUGCCAACUGCUUGUCCGGAGAGGAGUCGUACUGGUGGAUGCAGUUCACGGCAGCCGUGGAAUUCAUCAAAACUAUCGAUGACCGCAAGUAGCUUGCACAGCACAGGCACGGGCAGACUGUGAGCAGGAGAGGAGCUUCUAAGAAUGUACAACAGCUGCAAAGCUGAAGAAAAGACUUUCCUUGUAAAAUACUGUACAGAAUUGAGGCAUUUUAAAACACACCUUUACUAAUCUAAUUAAUUUAACAGGUUUUCCUCUUCUCUUUGGGUUGCGUUUUUCUCCCCUCUAGAUACUGGCACUGCAAAAGGGACCACAGUUUUCAGGUAUUUUGGAAUCUCAAAACAUUCAGAAAAUUCUUCAUGCUUUCUCCACCACUCCUCUACCUGAAUUAUUAUUCACAUGAAUAAUUCACUUCAUUUAAUUUCUAACAGAAAACUGAAAAAAGAGGAAUCAGGGCAGCCACGUAGUAAACUUUCUAGUUGAAUACACCUUUUAUUAAGAAAACACCAGCCACACUGAAAGUUAUCGGUUAUAUUUCACCUAAAUUUAAAAUCUGAGAGGACAGUGUAAAUAUUAUAUAAUUAUAUUUAAUGCAUUGCAAGUAUCUUUGGACUUACUAUCCUUUGAAUAAACAAGCAAAAGCCUCUCUGACCUCUAACAGGUUGUGACGUACCAUGUUUUGGUGACAAAAGGACUUCCUUAAAAGGCUAAGAUUUAAAAAGGGCAAACGGAACUAUUUAUUAAGAUGUAAUUAAGAUUACUGAAAUUUCUAAAACUGGAAUUUAUAAUAGGGCUUAUUAGCUAGCUGAACACUUCUUGGCUAGGGCAUUAGGGUGUUACAGAGGUUUGGAUAUAUAGAGGAGAGGGACUGUAAGUUACAAUAGAGAAGUCUAAUAUAAAAAGGAGAAAUAAAAUACCUUACUGUAAUAUUUUUUCUGAGCUAUUGUGUAUACUGUACAAACCCCAAACAGAGAUCCUUAACAGAACCUUGGGCUGUAAUAUAUAUUUUGAUUAGUGACAUUAAAUACAUAUGCCAGGGGGUUCAGUGAAUGUUUUUACUAAAUGUUCUUCGUGUUGUCUGCUAUGCAGCAGUGCAAGUUUUACUGUUCAUAAAAAAUAUUUUAAAAUAAUAUAACACUGUUCUUUAUGAAACAUAUCAUGACAUCAGUUCAGGGUGUUUUAUAGAUUUCUCACCCCUCCUUCCCCUUAAACUGACAGUUACCAAUUUAAAGAGGUUUUUAUGCACAACACCACAUGGGUUUUUCAUGAGUGAAGUGGUCUGGGGCAUGGCCAGUGGGUGUUGGCUGUAUAUAAGCACUUGCUGCUCUUUUUCAGCUUGAAUACAGUGAAAAAGGACAGUGAGAAUUGAACUUUUUCAUGUCAGUAUUAUUUCUUGCUCUUUCCAGAGUGUUCAUUGCACUUCUGACAGAAGGAUGUGGUAAGACUUGGUGUCUGUGAGUGGUAAAGAAAACAAAAUCUUUCUCACAUUCUUUUCAAAGCACGAUUGGUUCAUUUUGUGUGUGUGCAUUUUGAUGAUUAAAACCUGUAAACAACUAGUACUUGGGAAAAUCAUGUGGUUAAUUGGAAUUAGAGCAAUUUAUGUAAAAUACUGAGUGCUUGAUUUGGCUGUGCUACUUGUCAAGGCAUAAUAAGGAAACUUCCUUUUUAGGGCUCUCAGAUACAACUCAGUCUAACAGUUUUGCCAAACUAAUCACAGGUGAGAAGGUGGGAUGGUAACCUUUUCCUUUUACUUAUAGUCUUUCUCCUCUGUUAGAGACUCAGUUUCAUGGAGGAGCAAUACUCAGUUGAAACAGAAUUCUUCUGAUCUGCCUUACUUGGUGACUCAGUCUGUGUAGCAUUGCAAUAUUCUGGUUCUUUAGCCUUGAUGGGUUUUUGGUGCUGAACAGAUAACUCAAUAUUGCAAGCACAGCCCUGACCAAUAACACUCAGCAGCAAAGCACAAACAUGCCCUUGAAGAUAUGGCCAGAUCAUAUCAAAAAGCAAUAUAAAUUCAUCUCUAUUGAAGUGUCCUGUAAUACGUAAUUAUUACUUGAAUAUCCGAGAUGUUAAGACUGAUGUUUGAAAGUUCUGCAGUUUGGGUAUUGGUUGAGGAGAGUAUUUGUAGGAUCCCUGAAGAAGACGCAAGGACAUAGGAGGUGUUGAUCACCCUCUGUGUUGCCUCUCUGCUGGCCUGGCUCACAGGGUUUGGUCAGCACCAUCAGGGCUUUCAGGUUCACUCUCCUUUAUGGAAGGGGCAAGAACCAUUUCCUUCACAGCUUUUAUCACUUGGUUUCUCUGCAUAGAAAAGUACUUAAAAGAACUGGAGUCUUUUUUUUAAUGUUACUUAGUUAUUUUAAAAUCAGUAGGUGUUUCAGUGAGCCCCAGGUGAGCUGAGAGUUUUUGUAGCAAGAUGGUCCUUUGCUUCUUUUUUCCAGCCUACUCUGAAGGUCCUUUAUAUAGUCUUGAUAGGUGUAGUUAGAGAAUUAGGCUUUCCAAAGAAUUAAAAACCUGCCUGUAAUGUCCUUUUACUGUUUUCCCCGGUGUCCCGUAAUGUUUUGUUUUAAAAUGCUAAAUUCCGUGUCUAGGAAGUGAUGUUGUUAGGUUUGAUGUGCAAUAGUGAAGGUGAAAAGACACUGCAUAAAGGACCAAAAGCACCAGAACUGCUGCCAAAAGGUGCCAGCCACGGGCCUGUUGCUGUAAUCUCGGUGCUUUUUGUGAAUUAACUACUUCAGCCACUGGAGGAGGAAUGGAACAUUUUGGGCCAAGUGGAGCAGGAAAGACCCUUGGUAACAGGUCACAGUCAGGGACUUCAGGCUCGGUCGUUGUCUCAGCAUCGAUUGUUGGCACGUUCUGAGGAGCUGCCACUUAAGCAAUGGCAUAUCUGUGCCUGGGAAUGUUACAGAGGUGCUGGUUUCCUUUUUGGGUAGAUGAGGGAAAGGGCUGGGUUUUUCAUCUCUAGGAGAUUCCUUUGUGCCCCUAAGUGAGAUUUCUCUUUAAAAGUUUAUUAAAUCCUCUUUAAGGAGAAUCAGAAUGUGUCUGGCCUAUCAAGGAUUUGAGUUUAAAAGUUUUUGUUUUGAAGACCUUUUACUACCAAAUGCUGAAUGUAACUGCCAUAAACUUCAGGAAAAAAAGCCACGAACAUGAUGCUGUUUCCUGUGGGUGAAUCUGGUGAGCACAGUGUUGGUUCGUAUUGCUUGAAAAUGUUCUUGUUCUGUUAAGCCAAAUUGUCACAGAAUUGGAGAACUCACUGCCAUGGGAAUGGGGUGGGGGAAGGGGGUAGGAGAGGGGGCAGAGCUGCUGGCAGCAGAACUGUGUGUUGGCACGAGUGAGUCACAGUGUGCCUGGAGAGCUGGAGCAGCAGGAAGGCAGUGGGAACGGAGCGGGAAGGAUGCUCGUGUCUGGAUACAGCUGGGGACGUGGUUGAGCCUGUACUACUUGAGAAUUAACCUCUGCUGAGUUAGUAGUGUGUGUUCUGUACCUUUUAAUUGUGCUUUACCUCUAUUGAAAAGCUUUGUACUGCCUCUCCUCUUUGGUAAAGCCUUUAUAAAUCUAAAUUAACGAGCUUGCACAAUCUUGUAUACAGGAACCCCAUCUUGUCUCUUAACGUGAUUAUUAAUGUAUUAUUCUGUAAAAACUGAUUAAAAGGAGAGCAGUUUAA
Molecule: messenger RNA, 8285 nt
Organism: Corvus hawaiiensis (hawaiian crow)
Lineage: Eukaryota; Metazoa; Chordata; Aves; Passeriformes; Corvidae
Gene: GAPVD1
Product: GTPase activating protein and VPS9 domains 1
Exons: 27
Coding region: 253-4719 (1488 amino acids)
Biological process (GO): regulation of GTPase activity; vesicle-mediated transport
Cellular component (GO): cytosol; endocytic vesicle
Molecular function (GO): guanyl-nucleotide exchange factor activity; small GTPase binding
Source: RefSeq, a predicted model, not a curated record